AAUUAGUGUGGGGGUGGUGGCGGCUGCACUAGCCGCGUGGCUAAUGGUGACUAAACAGUUCCAGAGGCUGGGGGAAUCUACUGGAAUGUUUGAGGAGCGCUGUUUUUGCACUAACGGAUAUAAUCCACGAAACACGGAAAUACAUGCAUGGAGCCAUAUUUGACACUGUUUUAUUGGAUGGAGAUAUGAAAGAAGUUAAAGACAAUCAAAAAAUCCAGUGGUCCUUUUUUGAUCGUACACAUAAGACCUUAAUAUUGUUCCACUCUGUUGGUUCUGACGCUGGUUCUUUAUCUUCAUAUUAUCAACAUCGAUGUACGUAUUACUCAACGAAUGGAAGCCUGGAGCUGCAGCGGUUGGAGAUUUCUGACAGUGGUGUUUAUCAGCUGAGUGUAGAAGGAUAUUACAGUGAUUCACCAGCAAAAAUUUAUAGUUACUUAAUAUUUCUAGAGGUUGAAGAGGUGUUGUCCACGCCACUGAUUAUCCAAGAUCCAGCCUACAUUGCCAAGCAAGUUCAACUCAGCUGCAUUGUCCGAAAUGGAAGACCAAACCAGCUCUUAUGGUUGAAGGAGGACAAACCAAUUAUGAACAGUUCACUGUACAACCUGGCAUCUGACAACAGCACACUAACUAUUACCAAUGUGGCAAAUGUACAUUGUGGCUUUUACACAUGCACAGUCACGAACGACAUCAGCCAACGGAACAUUUCGCACUUUCUCCUUGCCCAUGGAAUACAGUUUCUCCACAAACGCAUUCUUGUUAGCUCUGUUAUCGCUCUGGUCAGUACAAUGAUGUCCUUUGCUGCAGUCUUCUUCAUCAUUUUUUUCUGCAUAGAAAAGUACAAAGGUCAGAAACACCAAACGCAGCUCACUGUUGCUUUUCUAUUCAUUGAAAUGAAGUGCUACAUAUGUUUGCUAAUUUCUUGUAUACUGUGUACCUUGGAUGCAGAUAUUUCAGUAGCAUUUCGAGUGAUUUCAGGGAUGGUAUUUUGCAUGGUCUUGGGAUUGACUGGCUAUAUUGUAUUCCUUUACCUCCAUCCCUACAGGGAUGACAUAGGUUCAUUUUUACUCAGGAAACGUGAGCGUUACGUUAUUCUUGGUUCUGGAGUAUUCACAAUAAUAAUGUCACCCUUGCCAAUUUAUGAAGCAAAUGAAAAUGUUAAAAAAUGCACCCUUCCAUAUGGUGACAUUGCAGCAACAAUCACAGCAGCGGUGAUGGUCUACAUAUCCACUGUCGGACUGUGUUUUAUCUUCGCCUUAAAAUAUAUGCAGACAUGGAGUCUUCAGAAAAGAGCAAGUCGACUUUGGACAAGAUGAAAGUUACUGCAGCGUGAUGCAAUUUACACUGAGACACCCUAUGCCCAUCCUGUGCCAGACAGUGGAGCAAGGCCAUCAUAUCCAGCAUGUAUGGAACAGCGGAGGGGGAAGAACUGGAGGAGGGUGCUGUGCCGUGACAGGUAGAGGGUGGACAGGAUGCAGUGUACUGCAGCGGCAUAAACUAUUGGGCUCUCCAUAUACCCUUGGGGAAGCCGGGUCCAUGUAUAUUGGCAGCCACAGUAUGCAAAAGCAAAACGUUAUUGGUUCUCGGGACAAUUCAAUCAGGAAGAAGGCUGAACAUAGGUCGAUUACAGAGAAGCAGAUGCAGGAAUACUGGUCAGGAUAGCAUUUGUGUCCGGGACUACGGGGGACCAGGGAAUACCAACGGCUUUGACAGCCUUAAGAUCUUGCACAAAGCGCAAUUUUCCGGGUCUCCCGUGCUUGGGGAUAGGUAAGAUGCACCUUUUACAUGGGCUGGCUGUGGACACUAGGAUUCCUUGUUGCAGAAGUGAGUCAAUAACUGGUUUGAUCUCCUCUACUGCUCCGGGUGAUAACGGGUAUUGUCAUAUUGACGGUAGGACGGCUCUCUGCCGGUGUGUAAUUGUACGGGGUGGAGCGGACAAUACCUGGCCUGCAUGGUUCAAGUGCUGAGCCCACAGUGAGUAUGGGAGAUCAGCUCAUGAGAGGGAGUUCUUGUAGGAGGGGCCAGUGCUGGGGCUCCGUUUUGUAAAAGUAACUUGUAGUAACGUGGGAGCGCAGCACACACAGAACUCAUCAUGUCCAAUCUGUGUAAUCUCCACUAAGGGAUGAUUCGGAGAUGUCGGUGUUGGACUGGAGUGUAGAAAGUUAA
Messenger RNA from Chiloscyllium plagiosum (whitespotted bambooshark), 2163 nucleotides. Lineage: Eukaryota; Metazoa; Chordata; Chondrichthyes; Orectolobiformes; Hemiscylliidae. The record is from RefSeq and is a predicted model, not a curated record.